AUGACAACGACCUCAGCCACCACAGCGGCAAGGUCGCGCCUACCAUCACCGCCAACGUCGGCAGCAACGACGCCCAUCCAACAUAGCAACAACGGCACGGAGGCGAGCCCGGAGAAAACGAGCAACAAGAAGAAGGCGAAGAACAAGCGGAAGAGGCAACAGGAAUGCAGCAUCCCGGCUGCAUCUCAACAGUCCCGUGGUAGCAGUUCGUCCUCGACACGACCACCACCACCAACAACAACAACUUUAAAGAAACACUCGCGGAUCAAGGAAAAGCCAGCCCGGUUCGUCCACCCUCAUCUCGAUGCAGAGCUCCGCCGACUUGGCCGCUCCUGGUUGUCCCCAGGCGACCCCUUGUUCACGCCCGCCCUGGACCGCAGCUACAGGGGGGUGAGGCACGAGCCGGCGGGGUCUCUCCCGCAAGCAGUCCACAGUGGCUUCCGGCAAUCGUUCGACAGCCUCCACGAGGCCGGCCUCUUCCUGUACGACACGGUCCAGGCCGGGGGCAAGCGUCUGAGCCGGACGUUCGUGACCAGGACCCUUGUUGGGGACGCGGGCAUCACCUACAAGUACCUGGGGCUCCGGUUGUUCGCCCACCCUUGGGGGCUGGGGGAGAGCGACUUCCGAAAGGGGCCAGGCGACGGCUUGGCGGACGCGCUGAACGACCCGUGCCUCGCAGACCUGUUCUCCAAAGAUGGCGCUAGCAGUGUAAGAAAGUCGAAAGACAACCUCAGGGGUAGCAGAUUCGAUGACAACGACAGGGUCGCCGACACCCUGAGAAAAGUCGGCGACCUGAGCGAGUGGAUGCGUCUCCGCGCCGGCGCCAUGCUUAAGGAGGAAGUCCGGGAAGCGGGAGGGGAGAGGGGGAGCUGCGCGUUCAACCUGACCCUGAUCAACCGGAUGGAGUGCUCGGGGGCGAAGAGAGAUCUCAAGCCGGACCCCCUGUUUUCCAUGGGAAAGUGCUCCGUCAGCUGGCACGCCGACAGCUGCCUGCAGGACUUCUCCACCAUAGGCGUGUAUCACUGCACUGACCCCGUCCCGGCAGAGCCUGACUGGGGCAUAGCGCUCCGCGUGUCGACAGAGGCAAGAGUUGGUGGCGACGGCGGUGGCGAUGGUGAUGGCAAUGGCGUGAGCAACGACGAGAAGACGAGGAGAAAGGAAGCAGAGAGGGGGUUGAAACCGGCGGGGCCGAAGGCAGUAGCAUCAGUCGCAGCGUCAGCGGCGGAGGCUGUACCGGAGAAGCAGGGGGAGCAAGUCCUGACGCCACCGCUGCUGAUCCCUCUCCAGAGUGGCGACGCGUACUUCCUCCUGGACGACUUCAAUCACUUCCACGAGCACGCGGUCGUGUCGGGGUCGUCCACCCUUCGAUACUCGUCCACGCAUCGCGUUGCGGACACCGACGGGAACACGUUCUCGCACGUCCAGAAGCGCUGCGAACAGGCACUCGCCGGUGGGGGCUCCGCGGCGGCGGGAGGAGAUGAUCAGAUCUUGAACCUUGCUCAGGUCCGUGCGGAACAGGCGCUCCUGACGGAGCUGGAGUCGGAAUGGCUGAACCAGUUCUGGGUGCAGGGGAGGAGACACGCCUCCCUCCACCCGUGGUGGCGGGGCCCGAUGGCGCUGGUGCUUGCAACAUGGCGAGAGCUCGAGCGACGGACGUCCUUGACGGUGCAACACCUGAUGUCCCUCCGAGGACAGGAUGGGGGCGAAGCGCUGUGGCCCGCCGAGGGAAGCGGCGGCGGCGACGUUGGUGAGGAGGGUUCGACUCUGCUGCUGCCCCAGUCCCUGGGCGGGGUUAUCUCGCGGCUGAGGGAGUGUUACACCGUGGUUUAUCGGGCCGCUUCCGGCGGGAAGAAGGCCGGGUCGGCGAAGGCGAUCGCCGCCGGCGCCGCGUCGAACUGGGAGUUAUUUCGGGCCGCUUCUUCUUCUGCUUCUUCUGGUGGUGGCGGUGCCGGGAAAAAACACGGCAGUGCUCUUGGGAAGCAGCAGCAGCAGCAGCAGCAGCGGAAGAAGCGGGGUGCUGCCGGCCAGGAUGGCCUGGAAAAAAAGAAGCGUGCUGGGGGCGUCGUGAAGGGUGGCGGCGAUGGGGGGGGAGGGCGAACGUCGAAGGGGCAGAGAUCAAGAAGAAAGGGCCGCGUACGAGAACGGUAG
Messenger RNA from Ectocarpus siliculosus, 2148 nucleotides. The record is from the annotation of a GenBank genome assembly. NCBI's taxonomy places the organism in Eukaryota, Phaeophyceae, Ectocarpales, Ectocarpaceae.